Messenger RNA from Corythoichthys intestinalis (scribbled pipefish), 4524 nucleotides. RefSeq names its product drebrin-like protein A. Gene Ontology annotation, biological process: postsynaptic actin cytoskeleton organization; regulation of actin filament polymerization; positive regulation of axon extension. The transcript is spliced from 16 exons. The record is from RefSeq and is a predicted model, not a curated record. NCBI's taxonomy places the organism in Eukaryota, Metazoa, Chordata, Actinopteri, Syngnathiformes, Syngnathidae. Bases 245 to 2524 code for a protein of 759 amino acids. Gene Ontology annotation, molecular function: actin filament binding. Gene Ontology annotation, cellular component: cortical actin cytoskeleton; site of polarized growth; lamellipodium.
GAGUGUGCACACUCAUCUCAUCCACGCUGGAAGUGCGCACCCUCUGCACGACGGAUCGUUCCACUUUGAAACUUGAACUCACGUUGCGUGCAACCUGCGUGUAAACCUUUCGUGGACUGUUUUCUUCUUUUUAUUCCACCUACCCUGGUUGUUUUACCCCCGCUGUGGAUCCCAGCAAAUAGUCGCACCCCGAGUACAAGCGGGGGACCAGUGAAGAGACGAAGUUUGGACACUUGAAGGCACCAUGAGCAUGCGUACGGUGAACCUUGACACUUACAGCCUGUCACUGCUUACGGCCAAGGAGGACAUCCUCAACCAUCGCUCCUCAACGAACUGGGCUUUAUUUGUAUACGAAGGGCUCACGAGCAAGCUCAAACUAGCUGACUCAGGAGUGGGCGGUGUUUCAGAGUUGGCCAGCAAGUUUCAUGCAUCAAAACCACAAUAUGGACUUUGCAGAGUGGGAAAUUCAGACACAGGAGGACCCCGAAUCGCUAUGAUUGCCUGGGUUGGUGAACAUGUGGAAGAAUUCCGCAGGACGGAAUGUGCCGGACACAUUCCAGCCAUCAAACACUUUUUCAAGGAGGCGCACGCCUUCAUUAGUGCACACAAAGAUGAUGACGUGACAGAGGAGAAGAUAAGAGCUGAGCUCAGCAAGAGCCAACCUCAUUCUCACUGGGCCAAGAAGAGCUCCAGGUCCUCAGAAAGGGAGGACUUAGUUGGCACAAACUAUAGGAAAACCAAUGCUGCAAUGGAGAUGAGACUCAUCAACAGAGACUCCUUUUGGGCGCGUGAAGAGCGAGAAGAAGAACUGAGAAAGGAGGAGGAGAGGAGACGGGCCUUGGAUGAGAGAAGGCGGCUUGAACGAGAACGUGUUUUGAAGGAACGAAAGGAAUCAGAAGAGAGAGAUCGAAAAAUGAAUGAGAAACUGCGAAUGAUAGAGGAGCAAAGACGAAAGCAAGCAGAACAAGAGGAGGAGCUGCGAAGAAAGGAGAAAUUUAGAUGGGAACAACAGCAGAGAGAGCACGAGGAAGACAUGAGAGCUCGUCUGAGAAGGAGCGAGUCCAUAGAAAAGGCCGCUGAGGCCGCAGUGUUAGUGUCCCAACGCUCCAUGAACCCUCGAGAGUUCUUCAGGCAGCUGUCAUCAUCGUCGUCGCAAAGUCCAACCAGUCCUGGAUCUUCACGUGCUGGCAAACCAUACAGACGAUACCAGCGCAGCCUUACAGACACAGCUUUUAUCUUCUCUAAAGCAGAGGACAACACGCCACCCUCCCCUCUUAGCUCUCCACUGGUCUCCCCUUUCUUACGGGCCUCUCCCUCCCGCGUUGACGCCACGUCUCCCACGAGCCCCGUUUUUCGUCCUGUCACUUCUCCCACCAGGACCAAAGUCCACAACGUGUCACCGCCCACAUCCCCACGUCACAAUGCCCCUCAAGCUUCAGCUCCGGUGCCUGAAGUGCCUCCUGCUGAAGUUCCAUCACCUGUGGAACCCUCUGCACCAUCACCAUCCAUUAAUCCGGAAACAUCUCCAGUCUUCAGCUUGGAAAGAAACAUACCCUCUGAGCCGCUUCCUGGGGCUCUGCCAGCCUCUCCCCCGAAUACUCCAAUUGAUCAAGAGCUCUCAACUUUCUGCUUUGAAGGUCCACCUCCACAGCCACCAUCAUCUCCCCUCCCUGAAAUACCACAACUUAACACGGAUCUCCAUACAACUAUGUUCGUACAUACUGACACUGGCUUCAAAGCACAAGCUGUCCUUCUAGAAGUAGAUGAAGAGGAAGAUGACGUAGAGGAGAAGGAGGAAGCGGAAGAAGUGGUGGUGAAUGAAGAAGAAAAGACUGAAGAGGAAGAAGAUGUAAAAGAGGAAGCUGAUGAGCAACCACAACUUUGCGCUUCUACUGAGGAACUCGCCCAGGCUGUCUUGGAGGAGCAAAUGCAGGAGGAGGAAAAAUUAGAGCAAGAAGUCGAGCCUGCAUCCCCAGAGGAAACAACUGAGGAGCUGCAUGUUGAUAAAGAGUUCAGUGACAAAACAAAGCACAAUGAGAGAUUUGAGGACAGUCAGAGCCCAGAUGAAGCUGCUGAUCUUUCAGAAAAAGAGGAAAAGUCCGAGCUGACAGGUCAAAUCAUCAUUUCAGAUGAGGACCACCUUUGUCAGACUAUCAAGCUUGAGACUGUGCUUCUGCCAACCAAUGGGUUCACACAUGAGGAACAAGAGAAUGGAAUAGGGAGAUCGCUUAGCCCGUCUGAUGCAGAAAUCAGCUCACCGGAGCUAAGCGGCUGUUAUGACCUUCACAAUAUUGCAGACAGCGACGAGAAAGAUAUGUCAGAAAAUGGACAAGAGGUUUCAUCUGAGCAACAAAUAUGCGUCAGAGCUCUGUACGACUACCAAGCAGAGGAUGAAUCCGAGAUCUCCUUUGAACCCGGUGACAUCAUCCGGGACGUGGAAACGGUGGAUAAAGCUUGGUGGAGGGGCUGGAGCAAAGAUGGACGUCAAGGCUUGUUCCCCGCCAAUUACGUAGAGACCAUAUAGAACAUACGCACGCACAUAUUCACACUCUCAGGGUCGCCAUCAUCCCUCACUGUUUAACCUCUGAGUCUUUGGCUGUGUUCAGACUGCAGGCAUAUCUGAUUCCAAACGAAUUCCUCCUCAAAUCUGACUUCUAGGGCUGACUGUUCACAAUAUUUUUAGGAAGUGUCCAAAUCAGAUCAUAGCCUGUUCAGACAGGGCCGCAUUAUUGACACAUUUGACGGUUUGCUGUAGCAAUAAAGGCAUCACCCAGCACAGAGCGACGUCUCGGACAGUCAAAACCCAUCUGACCUGUUCAGACUGAGAAGCAUCUUGUCCGUAUCUGAUAUGAAACGACCUCCCUCCCGGUGGUUUCAAUAACUCAUGAAGUUGGCCCCUCAUCAAACGCAAAUUCAAAUAAAAAGUAUGUCAAUCGUUCGUGCUGUAAAAAGUUUUGUUUGUUCUGCUAUUGUUUUUUAGGUAAUUCUUUUAUAGGUCAAUCUAAGGUCAAUCAGCCCUCCAUUUUAAAUACAAAUGGCAAAAAAUGUCAAUCGUUUCUGCUUUGUGCUGGUUUAUGCUGUAAAAAAAUGUUUGUUAAAAGAAAGCACCGAAAAUUAUAUUAUGUAGUACGUAACUUUUAAAUGAUCAAAAACGCAUGAAAAAGAUAUAAAUAAAUAUUAUGGUGGGGGGACUGCGAAGCAAGAAAAUAAACAAAAUGUGCACAGAUGUUGUCAAAAGAAAUUUAAAAAGUAUGUUUUUGUAAUAAAUUAAGUCAUCUUCAAUGCCAAUUAUUCUAGGUAAUUAAUAAAUUGCCGAGGUAUCCUUCAAAAUUAGGUGACUUGGACUCGAACUUGGGAGCAACAACACUGAAAAUUAAUAUCUCAAUAAGUAUCUAUAAAACAAUAGUAGCACCAACGGAAAUUUUUAAAGCACAAACGCUUGUCACCAUUUUUUUUUUGCCAUUUUUAAUCAAAUUGGGGGGCUGGUUGACCUAUAAAAGUUGUAGAUAUCUCAAAAAUGAUAGCAGCACAAACGAAAUGUCAUACAGCACAAACGUAACACAAACGAGUGACAACAUUUUCUCAAUUUAAUUUAAUUUGAGUCUGAUGGAGGGGCCAACUUCAAAAAGGUGGUUUCAAUCCAUGUCGCAAAAAUCUAAUUUCUGUGCUUUGGGACUGUUUUGACUACAAAACAGCCAUCCAGUUUCAAUCUGGAUGGACUAAAAAUCCUAUUUUGGCUGCCAGUCUGAACAAGGCCUUGUCUUUUCCAGAAUUGAUUGUAUUUUCAUGUUUGAUUAAAAUAAAGGAUAAACAAUAACAUAAAAUACAGUACAUGUUUUCAGACAUAAUAGUCUAAACUUAUUUUGUUAGUUUUUUUCUGGACCAAAAUAACUUAUUUCCUCAGGAGUUAGUAAAAAGAAUGUCAGUGGGUGGAAUCAUAUCACAAUUACAAAUGAUCACAAACACAAGGUUAUAUUUUGUAAUGUGUAUAUCAGUUUUCCUUAUACAGUUCUCUGAAAACCUUAACAAUACAAUAUAAUCAAGCUUGACAUUCAUGUACACCUCAGUUUAUAAUCAUCUCUCAAACUUUCCUGAGCUAUUUUAUGGCACUAUAUUUGUUACUGACAGUCCUUUUUACCUUGAUUAACUGCUGAGAUACACAACAGCAGAGUUGAAACGCUCCGUAUCAGUCUUUGGAGACGAUGCUGUGUUUUGUUGUCAUGGUGAUGUCUAUACUUACACCGUUUGAUUAACUUGUCUUCUUUUGCUGCCCCCGGAUUUUAAUUAUCGUGUAAACAUAGACAAUAUGCAAGAAAAAAAAAUCUUCACACUAUAAAGGCCUGAAAUAUAAUCAUACACUGUAUAUAAAAAUGUAUAGCGACAACAAAUAUUUUGUCUUUCGUUGUGUAUUGUAUGUUGUUCUUUGCUUUGCAUUUAUUCCAGACUUACAACAACAAAAAAAUGUAUUAAAAUUUUCCUGAACUAUCUCACAUGUUUGUUUUAAAUAAACAUAUUUUUUUUCCC